CUCUUUUCUACUUAAUCCCAUCCACUUUCUCUUAUUCUCUCACUACAUUUCUAUCAUCUCAACAUGCCUACCUAUAUUAUCACGUGCAAAGCAGAGGCAUCCGACGCCGAGUUUCAGGCCGUCAAGGACCACGCUAAGGAGCAAGGCGGCGAGAUUGGACACGAGUACUCAUUGAUCAAGGGCUUUUCUGUUACUUUCCCUGAGGGUGCGAUUCAGAGUCUGGACUCAAACCCGCAUGUGGAGAGUAUCGAGGAAGAUUCUGUAGUUACGACGCAGUAAUUGUCUGCCAGAUAUGAGAUUUUGCGCAGAGCAUGACAUAGCGGAGGACAAACUCAUUAGCAUGUUGCAUCAUGGCCCGGCCCUAUUUGGGUUGUGAAGUAUACAGCUGAGCCUUUACUAGCUAGUACGAGUAUGGAUUUAUGAUACAUAUGUAUAGAGCAAACGAGCUAUAUGUUUCAGAGAAAA
Molecule: messenger RNA, 465 nt
Organism: Penicillium samsonianum
Lineage: Eukaryota; Fungi; Ascomycota; Eurotiomycetes; Eurotiales; Aspergillaceae
Exons: 4
Coding region: 64-279 (71 amino acids)
Biological process (GO): vacuole fusion, non-autophagic
Molecular function (GO): endopeptidase inhibitor activity
Source: RefSeq, a predicted model, not a curated record